Messenger RNA from Diaporthe batatas, 3063 nucleotides. RefSeq lists its product as uncharacterized. Gene Ontology annotation, cellular component: cytoplasm. The transcript has 6 exons. Bases 1 to 3063 code for a protein of 1020 amino acids. The record is from RefSeq and is a predicted model, not a curated record. Lineage: Eukaryota; Fungi; Ascomycota; Sordariomycetes; Diaporthales; Diaporthaceae. Gene Ontology annotation, molecular function: glycerophospholipase activity; metal ion binding.
AUGGGGUUUCUGCCCCAGCCCCAAGAAACUGAUCAUCCGCAUCACCAUACCUACGGCUCGGAAUGUAGUCUGGCUCCCGUCGUCGAGCCCAGCCCGGAAACGCCCCUCCUGGCCGGCAUCCCCCCUAUAAACGCUCAGUUCUUUUAUCAUAGCCUCGUGCCCAUCGAUGACCCCCUCUCCACCGCAACCGCCACCACUUCGGCUGACGGGCGACCCGCCAAAGGCAUCCUAAGGCCUUUCUCCCACGCCGACAACAACGCCCUAGAAGCCGCGUGGCUAACCCUCGCCGACGAAGACCACCGGAACAACCACGAUGCCUCCCUCAAGAACCAGCGCCCCGGCCCUGCCCUGGCCGCCGCCAACGCCCGGAAACUGGACACCAUCGUCGAGCAUCUCAUCCGCGCCCACAAGGAGAAGCACUCCCACGACGCCCGUGCCCCCCCUCCUCCUCUCGAGCCCCCUCUAGACGCGCUCGCAGCCACCGACCUCGGUGUGUGCUGCCAAGAGCUCCUUAUUGAUGCCUCUAACAGGCUGCGCGAGGUUUUUUGCGAGGUGUCGAGGGGCUUCCAGCCAUCGCUGAGCCAGAAGCAUGUCGUUGCAAAGGUCAUGUCCGUCUUGGGGGACGGACGCACGCGGGCGGCUGUCACUAAUGCCGUGCCGAUCCAGGCGCAAGCCGUGGUUGCUUCCUCACCCAGGGCCGACACAUUCGUCUCGCCCGCCCUAUCCACCUCUGCCAGGGGCCGAGCCUCGUCCCUUGCCUCAAACCCCGUCGCCAGUCGCUCAGCUUCCCUCGGGGGUGGCGCUGGACCAGCCCCCUUCGGCACUCCGCCCCAGCCCGAAACACCUGCCAUGAGGCUGCGUCUUGCCCACCCACAGGUGACCGACGGAAUAUCAGGGCGGCCUUUCGUCAGGGUUGGAGAUCCCGAUGGCGAUUUGGCCUCGGAACCAGGGUCGUUGCGUGAAGCCGCAAAACAACAUACGACAGAUGAUGCCACAGCCGACCAGCACUUUACCGCGCAUGAGUCACAAACGGAUACCACGCCCAUCCCACCCGGGAACAGUAUCACCGAACUCGAGCCCCGCGUCGUUGCAGUCUCCGUAGGAGUGUCAAAGCUUCAUGAGGUAUCCCUGCCUGUACUGCAGAUGAAGCCCAUAUACUGGUCCCCCGUCAAUGACAUCGCCAUUGUCUCCAGAUCAACUUGGUUUUAUCGCGAUACCAUGGUGCCUCUAGACCCUAGCAUUGCCAAUCAGCUGGAGGCAGGAUAUCGAGAGCUCAGAGCAUUCAGCCAGGAGUGGCAGGAAGAGCUUCGCUGCGCCGUCGAAGUCGGUCCUUUGGGUGAAGAAAAAGUGUCUCACCCGCUGUGGCCCGAAGAUACUGCUCCUCUUGGUUCAGGGACACAGGGUCCGGGGGUAUCCAUCGCAUCCGACCCAUUCUGUGCAGCCCGUUGCUAUCAGGGUGAGGCUGCCGCCGAAGGGACCCUUGAGCCUGCAGACGCCGGGAAGGAGGGUUCUGAUGGAACUCCAGCGCAGGGGCGCAGCUAUCCCUCUCACCAUGUGCUUUACAGAAAUGAUAGGGCGGCAUUCCUCCUGAAACCGAGUCUCAAACCAUCUGCGUACUACGGACGGCGGCCUCUGCAGAAAAUCAUGAAGGGCUUGACUGUCGGCAUCCCAGUCAUUCGAGGCUUCGACCGAGACAGUUGGAUUCAACUGCACGAGAAGAAAAGGCCGGCCCGCGCAAGAGACCCUCAGAAGUCCGCUAGCGCCGAAGCUUCAAUGCCCGGGGGUUGCCCCGGCUGCAAGGCGGAGGAGGACCGUGGACAAGUCACGGACCUCGUACUCAUCGCCCAUGGAAUUGGUCAAAAGUUCGCUGAGCGGGUGGAAAGCUUCCACUUCACCCACGCUAUUACGGCAUUUCGCCGUUCCAUGAACAUUGAGCUUCGAAGCCCUGAGGUCAAAUCAGUUCUCCGCGAGGCGCACAACGGCAUCAUGGUCCUUCCCGUGAACUGGAGGCAUCAUCUAUCAUUCGAAGAUGGCGGCCCUAUGACUGACGCGGACAAGGCGACCUCGGCUUCAGUCACUUUCAACCUGAAGGACAUUGAGCCCAAUACGAUCCCAGCUGUGAGGAGUCUGAUAUCAGAUGUCAUGUUUGAUAUCCCAUUUUACCUUUCCCAUCAUAAGAACAAGAUGAUAUCCGCGCUCGUCAUGGAAGCAAAUCGUGUUUAUCGACUGUGGUGCCGUAACAAUCCAGGUUUCAGCCAAAAAGGAAGGGUUCACCUUAUCGCCCAUUCCCUCGGAAGUGUCAUGGCACUCGAUGUAUUAUCCCGGCAGCCAAAUAUUCCCCCACCUUUGGACUUGAAUACCCCGAUGCCCCAGUCACAAUUCUUUGAGUUCGACACGACCAACCUAUUCCUCCUGGGCAGCCCAGCUGGCUUUUUCCUCCUUCUUGAACGUGGCAGUCUCACGCCUCGCAAUGGCCGGCAAAAGCCCGGGGCAGAAGCAGCUGAUACAAUUGCCAAGGAUGUAGUGCGCGAGGAGGGUGUGUUUGGCUGUCUCGCCGUCGAUAACAUUUACAAUGUCUUGGCCAAAGAGGACCCUAUAGCCUACCUCCUGAACGGCACUAUCGACCCAAUGUUUGCCGAGAACCUGAGGACCGCUCACGUACCAAGUACAAUCAGCUCAUGGUUCUCGUCGAUCCGCGGCUUCGUGAAACCCGCCGGCUCGGCCCCGAGCACCGACCUGGCCCCGGCACUUGCGAAGCCACCAACAAGCCGGCUACCCUCUCAGCUUGAGUUGGAGGUGCACGAUUUCACACGCGAGGAAAUCGCAGAGAGGAAGGCAUUCCUACUCAAUGACAACGGCCAGGUGGAUUAUUACCUCCGCUCUGGAACCGGCCCCUUGGAGCUUCAAUAUCUCAACAUGCUCAGUGCGCACACUAGCUACUGGACAAACAACGACCUGAUCCGUCUACUGUGCAUGGAGAUCGGGAGGGAGCCCGGAAAGGCGAACACGUUGCCGGCGUUGAGGGCUGUGAAAUUGACUAGGGGGGACCGGCUCAAGAAAUAG